Molecule: messenger RNA, 2321 nt
Organism: Stylophora pistillata
Lineage: Eukaryota; Metazoa; Cnidaria; Anthozoa; Scleractinia; Pocilloporidae
Product: TNF receptor-associated factor 5
Biological process (GO): regulation of canonical NF-kappaB signal transduction; regulation of apoptotic process; signal transduction
Cellular component (GO): plasma membrane signaling receptor complex
Molecular function (GO): ubiquitin protein ligase binding; zinc ion binding; tumor necrosis factor receptor binding
Source: RefSeq, a predicted model, not a curated record
UCACCCUAAAUCUGUAACCUCGCUCUAUUUCAACAGCAGUUCGUUGAUUUUCCAUUAGAAGUCAUUUGAAGGGCCACUCAAAAGCCUGUCAAGUUAGUCAUAAUUUGUAUAUUUGAUCAAAACGAUCUCGAGGCACCUAAACAAAUCGUCGCGAAUAGAGAGAGAUACGGGAAGAACAUUCCGCAGUGGUUCAUACAGCGUGUAAUUUCACUAUUUCCGAAUCAACGGCGAUGUCGAGUUACGACUAUGUCUUUCUUGCUGAGGUUCCUGAUGAAUACACUUGCCCGAUAUGUAGCAACCCGAUGAAAGAACCUGUCCAAACGAAAUGUGGCCAUCGCUUUUGCCGACUGUGCUUGGAGAAGUCCAUGGAAAGGAUGCAAGAAUGUCCUAUAGACAGAGGAGACCUCGAUGCAGACACCCCAACAGACAUAUUUCCCGAUAAAGCGAGUGAAAGAAAAAUUUUGGAUUUCGAAGUGAAGUGUCCGAAUGAAAUCGAUGGCUGCCAGUGGACUGGCGAACUGAGAAAUGUUGAGGCGCAUGAAGCAAGCUGUGAUUUUGUGAAAGUGAAAUGUGGCAACGUUAACUGUUCUGCAAUUGUUUUACGGUGGGAUCUUCAACAUCAUAAAAGUGAGCUUUGUCCAAGGAGGACAGUCUCAUGUAUUUAUUGUGGAGCGGUCUAUGUUUGGUGUCUAGAAGAGGAGCACUUCGACACCUGCCAAAAUUUUCCCUGCUGUUGCCCACAGAGAUGCGGAGUAAGGGACGUUCCAAGGAGCGAGAUGGAGACUCACCUUGAGUUAGAGUGUGGCCAUACUGAAGUGGACUGCAAGUAUAGACACAUUGGAUGUCAAGUCAAGAUUCAAAGGAAUGGCCUACACCAACAUUUACAAGCCAAUGUCGAAGUCCAUUUAAACUUGGCUUGUGAGAGGUUACAAAUGCUUGAGAAUGAAACCAUGAUCGGACAAAAAGAACUGGAGGGUUUAGUUACCACACAUUCACAACUAAGAGAACUCGAUGCUGCGAUGAAUGAUGUUUUGCAAAGAAUGAACAAUAUAGAGAGAUCAAUGAAAACGGUGACAUCCAAACUGCAAAGCAAACCAAGCAACGAGUUGACACUCUUUGAGGCGCGAAUAACUGGCAACGAACGGAAAGGGGAACUGCGUGAUGAAAUGAUGGAAAAUUAUCGUAGAAAGCAAAACAAUUUACAAAGCGAAAUCGAAGCAAUAAGGCAAAGGAUACAUGAGCUACCAACCAAGGGGUCAGCCAGCACUGACAGGAGGCUACAAGCUGGUGCUUUAAGUAAAAGCACCUUGCCUCUUCCAACAUCAGUGACCCCUUGGGCGCUUCCUCUCCCUAGACCAGCAGGCGUUCCUCAAAAUCAAAGGAGAAUUUCUGGAGUCGACCAGCUUGCAGAAAUGACGGACGAUGAUCGCUUCGCCUCUACUACAAGCGAAACACAAGGUUCAUCUCGAGAGCUCCCAAAUAACAGGCAUGUCGGCAAUAAGUUUGUCUGGAAAUUUACCCAAUUUAAUGAUUGCCUUCAAAAAGCUAAAGAUGGAUCAAAUACUUAUUAUUAUAGUGAACCAUUCCUCACUGGUCCUUACGGAUACAAAAUGCGCGUGGAACUGCAUCCCAAUGGACUCAGUGACGGAUUGAACACUCACCUGUCGAUUUUUGUUCGUUUAAUGAAAAGUGAAUACGAUGGUAUUUUGCCCUGGCCAUUUGACAAGAAGGUUACAAUUGCUCUUAUUGAUCAGCAACCUUGUCCAAAAUUGAGACGAAAUAUUCAGAUGUGUAGUUUUCCAAGGAGCAGUGGGCAUUUGAGUCCUUGCUACUCAAGGCCGGUUGAGGAAAGAGCUCAGAAUGUAGCAUUCGGAUUUUGCAAAUUUGUUACUCAAGAGCGGCUUAAGACUGGACGCUACCUCGUAAACGACACACUAUUUUUCUGUGUGGAAGUAGAAGCUCUAAAACCCUUAUUUUGAUAUGUAUUCCUGUCUUAGAAAAAGAAACUGGAUUAGAUAAAAAAAAAAAAUGAGACGAAACUGAAUAAAUUACCACACUGUUAGUAUUCAGGUCGAUAAAACGUGUCAGACAAUGAAAAUGAUCUUUCACUUUUCAUAUCAAAGGAUAUCGUUAAGUUAUUUUGUAGUGACUGUGACGUGUGUGACUUAAACAAUAAAUCGAAGUUGUUAUAAACGAUAGCAAAAAAGAAAGAAAAGCGAUUUAUUUACCGCCUCCCAGUUGGCUCUAUGGAUAGAGCGCUGGACUGUUGAGCGGGAGGUCGAGGGUUCGAGCCCCGGCCGGACCAACACUCAAGGUCUUAA